AUGCUUUUCGGUGUCAAGGAACAUGGGUGCAAGGCUCUUGGGGUGGAUAGUUACAAAUCUCUGAUGAUCCUGGGUAUCCCGGAAAACUGUAACCAUGAGGAAUUCGAAGAGAUCGAACAGGCCUCCCUAAAACCUCUGGGUAAGUUCGAAGUGGCUGGGAAGGCCUUUGUGGAAGAAGAGAGAUCCAAGGCCGCCAUCAUUAGUCUGGCAGAGGACAUCAAUUAUGCCGUGAUCCCCAGGGAGAUCAAGGGCAAGGGCGGCACGUGGGGAGUGGUCUACAUGCCCCGGAAGCAGGAUAUUGAAGUCCUGACCAAGCUGAACCUCUUCCUGUAGAGCCAGGGCAGGAUGGCGGAAGAUGUGGCCCGGGUCCUAAGGCAGGAACUGUGCCCGAUGGUGACGGGCCCCAGAGAGCUUCCUGCCAGAAACUGCUAUGAGCCCGGGCCAGGGGAGAAACCGGGGCCUGGGGCCACUGCUGCGGUGGACGGGGUGCCACCUCUGGACUCCACGAAGGACAGCAAGGCGGGAGAUGGCUAGAAAGGCAAGCGGAAGCACAAGCAAAACCGUCGACGACACCAUGCAUCCGACAGGAAGCUGUGAGGUGACCUGGGGCGGGCAUGGGUGCGGCUGAAUGAGGGUGGGCGUCAGCUGAGUGGGUGUGGGUGGCGACUUGGCAAGGCUGGUGCCCUCUGAGUAAGUUCGGGGGAUGAGAGUGAAUGUGGAUAAAUGCGAGUGAGGAUGAGUUACCCAGUCACGGGAGUGGGUAACUUUCCAGUAAGAAUGGGUAACAUCUGACUAGUGUGAGCGAAGGUGGGUAUUUUUAUCUGAGUUAACUUGCCGGUGACAUCUGAGUGGGUGUGGUUAAGACUUAGUUGAGUGUGAGUCACUCAUCCAUUCAUUCAUUCAUUCAUUCUACAGAUGUGCAUUGCACACCUACUAUGUCCCAGGCACUGUUCUAGGAGCUGGGGAUACAGAAUGGAGCAAAUCCAACGCAACUUUCUGCCUUCACGGCACUCACAGUGAGGGGGUAGCUUUUGAGUUACUUGGGUACAUCUGAGUGCGAGUAGGUACCAUUUGAGCAGAGUGGAUAAUAUCUGGUUGAGUAUGGAUCGUUCAUUCAUUCAACAAAUAUUUCCUGGGCACCUGCAGUGUACCAGACACUAUUCCAGGCACUGGGAAUACAGCAGGGAACAAAACGGACCCAAACCUUGCCCUCGCGGCGCUCAUAUUAAAUAUCUGAGUAGGUGCGGGUAACAUCUCAGUUGUGUUUUGAAUACUUCAAUACAUAUGAGUGAGCGUGGGUACCAUUUGAUAUGUGGGUAGCAUGACGUCACUUGAGUAUAUAAGCUCAAGUGGGUAAUAUUUGAGUAGCUGUGCGCAACACUUAAGAGUGUGGGAGUGACACCUGAGUAUGCGUGUGGGUAUUAUUUGAGUGGGUGAGGGUAACUUCUGAAUGAGGAAGAGUUUCAAAGAUCGGCAUACGAAGUCUAACAAGCCGGAGGCGCCGCGGGACCAGCUGCGCAGUCGCAGUCGGAGCCGAGCAGCGAGUCAGAUUGUUGCCAUGGAGACCGCGGGCCGCUUGCGGCGACUGCGUCAACACGAGUUUGCGGGAAAUGGAAAAGGAGAAAUGGGGCUCGGAAUUUCAAGGUUUUGCAGAAGGUCUCUUACCAGAGUUGAGGAACAGCCAAGCAGGAAGAACAUGUCAGGGAGAUCUGUUCUGUGCUCGGGAGAGGCCACUAUCCCCUUCGCCAUGCCCGGCGGCCUGAUGUCGGGGACGAACCCUCUUGCUGGGUGUGUAUUGCGGGGAUGAGGCCCAGACCCCUCCAGCUUUGGGCUCUGCUGGAAAUCCUGUCAUCGCAAAGUUUAGACCUGUUUUUGUCUUUUAUAAGGAUGUAUCUCGAAUGUGCCUCUGGCAUAAACGUGUCCGGCGUGGGCUACUCUUUUGCACGAGGCAAGCAGAAACCAUGACUGAGAAAGUGAGCUGUCUCCGCGCCACGUCUGAGGACCUCACUGCUUUUGUGUGUGACUCUGAAAAAAAGCUGUCACUGUCCUCUACAUGCUGGGUCUCCCUUACAGGAAUGGUCAGACAUGGGACAUUUCUGCUCUGAUUGGUUGGUGCCUGGGGUGAGGGUAUGAGUCUCCCCGAAUUAAAUCUCAGAAGCUCUAACUUGUGCUCAACUCUCUAAAGAACAGAAGGCAAGACUUCCAGGGAAUGGUCAAAAGGAGGUAAUAAUUAAGAGGUCACCUUCAACAAUGAUCAAUGUACAACACUAACGUAUAGUCCCCAAGUCUGUAAGCUGAGUCCCCCAGAAUGGUGAGGAAAAACCACAACAAAAAAACAAUCAAGUAAAAUCCAAGUGUCUGUGGGUACACAGAACACCUGCUCAGGAUGUCUGACCUGUGAGUUUGCAAACUUCCAUUAGUUCAGGGAUUUGCAAAGGUUUGAGCUGAACUUCUUAUUUAUUUAUUUAUCUUUUAAAAUUAUUUAUUUAUGGCUGCAUUGGGUCUUUGUUGCUGUGCACGGGCUUUCUCUAGUUGCGGCGAGCGGGGGUUUCUCUUUGUUGCGGUGCACGGGCUUCUCAUUGCAGUGGCUUCUCGUUGCGGAGCCUGGGCUCCAGGUGCACGGGCCUCAGCAUUCGUGGCUCGCAGGCUUAGUUGUGGCUCACGGGCUCUCGAGCGCAGGCUCAGUAGUUGUGGCACACGGGCUUAGCUGCUCCGCGGCACGUGGGAUCUUCCGGACCAGGGCUCGAACCCAUGUCCCGUGCAUUGGCAGGCAGAUUCUUAAUCACUGCGCCACCAGGGAAGCCCUGA
Kogia breviceps (pygmy sperm whale) is the source of this 2808-nucleotide messenger RNA. It is a transcript of the gene PNMA8C, whose product is annotated as PNMA family member 8C. The record is from RefSeq and is a predicted model, not a curated record. NCBI's taxonomy places the organism in Eukaryota, Metazoa, Chordata, Mammalia, Artiodactyla, Physeteridae.